AUGACAUCCACACCAUCCACUACCAGCCGCAUCCAUGCGACGGCUAUUGAGAAUGCAUUUCCUACUCCCCCGGCAGGCGACAAUGCGCAAGAGGGUGCAUUCGACCUCAAAGGCCGCAUGUCUCCAUCCCCGCACAAAUUUUCCUUGUUGCAACGUGCCCAGUCGACUCCUCCUGAGCUUACGCACUCAAACCAAUUCACUCUCCUCGCAAAGAACUCAAAAGGGCAGCCAUCGGAUUUAGCCAGCUUAGAACAGUCAUGGAGCAGGCUACGGUUGUCCAAGAAGAGGAGCCAAUACUACGAUGAUGCCUUCGCCUAUCGAGAGUCAAACAAUACGGCAAAGGAACGGGUGGCGAAAGACUGGGUGAUCCUGGCCGAAGUCAAGCUCAACUGCUGCCUCGAAUCCGAGAAAGGAUUUCUCAUCGACCUGUCUUUCCGGUUGUCGGAGAUUUACCAACGCCCUGCGUCGUGCAUCAUGGUGAUGGUCACGACUGACAUUCCAAUACUUCUCGGGGGUAAUUCCGAACCAGCAUACCAUCUUACCAUUACAGCUUUAGCGUCAGAGAUAGCAGCGACCAAAAACAAGAGAAGUACACAUUUGAUUCAGGAUUUUAUUCAUGAUACACUUCAAAUUCCGCCAAAGCGGGGAGUUGUCCGAUUCGACGCCGUCACGGAAGAGAACCUGGCAACCAAUGGAAUGACUGCGUUACAAGAAAUUGAGCAGCUGGAGAGACGGUCUAACGACGAAGAUGUACAUCAGAACUUGUACUUCUUCGUCUUUCCAUAUCCUCCUUUACCGCAAUCGCUCAAAAAUAUGGAUCUGAGCCAGCAUGCUAAACACUACAGGCUCCUCGGCCUGCGAGAUGAUGCAUCAUUAGAAGAGCUCGACGAGAGAUAUUUUGAACUUACAGAAUACUGGACCAUGAGAAGUGAAAACAGCGAGUCCAAGCUGGAAUUACAUCUCAUCGACGAAGCUUACAAGGCCCUGCUGUCAAGAUUCUUGGGGGAGGGAGAAGAGACGCGUCGCAUGACAACGCGACCAUACACCAUGAAGGAGGUUGUGCAAGGCCAAGACCGAAUUACAAGAUCUUGCCUCGACAACGGUGAGAUGUGGAAUCCACUCCGGGAAAAGAGGUCUCCCUCGUUCGAGUUUGAGGAUAUUGCCGACCGACUUAGGGCCGAAGCCGCUGAAAGAGAUGAGAAUUGCUCGGGAAGUGCUCCAGGAUUUUCGAUCAGCGACCUCGCAGGCGACCUUGACGAUGCGCCGGACAGAGCGGUCAUUGUCCAUGCCGUCAAUUGCCAAGGAGCUUGGGGUUAUGGAGUCGCAUUGUAUCUUAAACGACUGUGCCCACAAGCUUUCAGGAUCUACCAAGAGCACUGCGAGACAGCAGAUCGACCGUACGAUCUCAUUGGAACUUGCUUGCUUAUUCCUCCACAGCCUUUGGACUACGAACAAGAGAUCAUGAUCAAGCUCAAGGGUACAAACAAAACCAUCCCUACAGGAGACGUAGUUUGCAGGCCGCGGCGUUGGAUCGCUUGCCUCUUCACAAGCAUCGGCUACGGAAAACCAAAUAUGAAAACCAACAACCCAGGCAAGGACUCCACGACGAAGAUUAUUCCCCAUACAAGAAUGGCGCUCGAAGAGCUCAGAGUCCAACUGGAGGCUUUUGGUCCCUCGAAUUUCUCCCCUACAACCGCUUGGCACACAGACAGAAACAAACCAGGGGAAAUCUGGAGUCCGAAAUUCAACAGCGGCGCAUUCGGAGUGGAUUGGGAGGACACGCGCAUGCUGAUCACUGAAGAGUUUAAAGGAUUCGAGCGGCCUUGGACUGUGGUUGAGAAGGCGAACGGAACGGAAAAGGGAUCUACGCCUGACAGGAAGGGUGAUGUUGAUCUUUGA
Molecule: messenger RNA, 1899 nt
Organism: Fonsecaea erecta
Lineage: Eukaryota; Fungi; Ascomycota; Eurotiomycetes; Chaetothyriales; Herpotrichiellaceae
Exons: 5
Coding region: 1-1899 (632 amino acids)
Molecular function (GO): phenylpyruvate tautomerase activity
Source: RefSeq, a predicted model, not a curated record